CUGGAAGGAGAUGAGAUAAGAGCUCUGGGAAGAGAGGGAAGACGUGACUGAAUACAAAUGAGGAUUCAUUUCUGCCGGAGGUGCACCAGUCGAGCGAAAUGGACAAAUUAGUCGAGAACUGUGCGACGCAAAGGAUGGGAAGGUGCAGUCGCUGAAAGGAGGAUAAAGGAACUUCCCACGGUCCCCAAACCGAGAGAGUUGAGCCAUCGCCAGUGCCAUGUGUGAACUGAUCUGUGUGCAGUUUUAUAUCAUCGUGGUGCGGCAUCACGAAACCAUAUAGAAAGGUGAGAUGGAGCUGAGUAAUAUCUCGCUGGACUACUUCAACAGCAACCUCACAGAGAUCCCCGACGCCACCUCUGCUCCGGCCUGGAGCGAGGCCACGCUGCUCGGCCUGCAGGUCUCCCUGUCGGCGCUGCUGGCGCUCGUCACCUUGGCCACCGUGCUCUCCAACGCCUUCGUCAUCGCCACCAUCUUCCUGACCAGGAAGCUGCACACGCCCGCCAACUUCCUGAUCGGCUCGCUGGCCGUCACGGACCUGCUGGUGUCCAUCCUGGUCAUGCCGAUCAGCAUCGUCUACACCGUCAGCAAGACCUGGUCGCUGGGGCAGAUCGUGUGCGACAUCUGGCUGUCGUCGGACAUCACCUUCUGCACGGCCUCCAUCUUGCACCUGUGCGUGAUCGCGCUCGACCGCUACUGGGCCAUCACGGCCGCUCUGGAGUACUCAAAGCGGCGCACCAUGCGCCGUGCGGGGAUUAUGGUCGGCGUGGUGUGGGUGAUCUCGAUAUCCAUCUCCAUGCCUCCGCUUUUCUGGAGGCAGGCCAAAGCCCACGAGGAGCUGACUGAGUGUAUGGUGAACACGGACCAGAUCUCUUACACCAUAUACUCCACCUUUGGCGCCUUCUACGUUCCCACCGUGCUGCUCGUCAUCCUCUACGGACGGAUAUACGUCGCCGCCCGCUCCCGCAUCUUCAAGUCGCCGUCGUCCUCCGGGAAGCGCUUCACCACCGCGCAGCUGAUCCAGACCUCGGCGGGCUCCUCCCUCUGCUCGCUCAACUCCGCCUCCAACCAGGAAGCACACCUGCACUCUGAUGGCGUGGGAGGAGGAGGAGGAGGAGGGUCGCCUCUGUUCAUGAACAUCGUGAAAGUGAAGCUGGCCGACAGCGUGGUGGAGCGGAAGCGUCUGUGCGCGGCGCGCGAGAGGAAAGCCACCAAGACGCUGGGCAUCAUCCUGGGCGCGUUCAUCGUCUGCUGGCUCCCGUUUUUCGUGGGCACGCUGGUCACGGCCAUAUGUAAGGACUGCUGGUUCGACCCGGUGCUGUUCGACGUGUUCACCUGGCUCGGGUACCUGAACUCCCUCAUCAACCCCGUGAUCUACACCAUGUUCAACGACGAGUUCAAACAGGCCUUUCAGAAACUCAUGAAGUGCCGACGCUUCUCUUGAAAAAAAAGCCACGAGAUGAAGAAAAAAAACAAUAAUAGAUAAUAAUUAUAACAUAGUAUUGAUCGUUUAAGUCUCUCAUCUUGUAACGACAACUGUGACUUUUGUUCUUUUUGUGUGUGUGCGUGUGUGUGUGUGUGUGUGUACCAAACAGCUCCAUGCCAUAACUCUUUAGAUACUGACCGUAUAUCCAUCAUAUAGAUUUAUGCAUGCAUGCUUUUGAAAGAUCGAUCUCUCUCUCGUCAGCGGGACAGUACGGACGGACGGAGUAAACCCACAGUGACUGGAUUGAAUCCAGAGGAAAUGAAAAGCCAUGAAGUAUACGUGUAUGUUGUCUUUAUCUCUGUGACUGUCCGCUGCCGGUGCGCCCGUAUAACCUUUAUGUGCUACAGUAAAGAAUUUAGAAAAACCACAACCCUCCAAGAGAUUCAGUGAAAAAUGUCUUUCCUACUUGAACAUGGUGUGUGUGUGUGUGUUUGAGGUAGUUACUUUAAUGUAAUCCUGUAAUAUAUGCGCGUGUGUGUGUGUGUGUGUGCGAGGAAGUGCGGAUUGUCAAGUGUUUGACAUUUAUGCCUCAUAUUCUCCACCAUCAUCACAGCCUGAAAUGGAAACAUCAUCUCCACUCUGCCUCUGAAUACUAAAUGACACGCAGCCAGUGCCAUAGCAACAAAUAAACCCCUCCAAAAUAUGUCGACGGAAUGGAAUUAUCAGAGUACGGAGAAUAGAUCGGGAUUUAAUUAGUGCUUCCUAAUGAAAAUAGUUUGGUAUGAACGACAUUCUCACAGGUAUCCGCUGUUAGAGUGUGAGUGAACGCGGCAGGGGAGAGUACAGAUGUUUCACCAGGAUCCUCCGA
Messenger RNA from Solea solea (common sole), 2291 nucleotides. RefSeq names its product 5-hydroxytryptamine (serotonin) receptor 1D, G protein-coupled (gene htr1d). NCBI's taxonomy places the organism in Eukaryota, Metazoa, Chordata, Actinopteri, Pleuronectiformes, Soleidae. The transcript has a single exon. Gene Ontology annotation, biological process: vasoconstriction; smooth muscle contraction; G protein-coupled receptor signaling pathway, coupled to cyclic nucleotide second messenger. Bases 290 to 1441 code for a protein of 383 amino acids. The record is from RefSeq and is a predicted model, not a curated record. Gene Ontology annotation, molecular function: neurotransmitter receptor activity; G protein-coupled serotonin receptor activity. Gene Ontology annotation, cellular component: dendrite; plasma membrane.